GGGUAUCGACGAGAAGAUGAUAUGGAUUUGGGUUUGGAAUUGGAAUUGAAUAAGGUUGAAACCAUUUGCCAGACAGCCCAAGUUGAAUUUAGCAUCAAAUCAAGGCAGCGACUUCCAUUCUUCCAACCAUAAUCAAGCUUCUUCUUCCAUGGCUACCUUCACAUUUACUCCCCAUAUUGGAGGUAGGCUCCCAACCCCAUCUCUCUCAGUUUCAUCUUCUUAUUCUUCUACAUCAAAACGAAAACCCAAAUUCAAUUCCAUUACAACCACCAGAGUCUCCCUUCAAGCUUCCACACCUUCACUUUCUGACCCCUUUGUUCUUCAACUCGCCGAAACUCUCGAAGACUCACUCUCUUCUUCUUCUUCUUCUUCAUCGCCUUUUCCUCUUCAGAAACUCAGAGAAUCUUCCGCGGAGAAUCUUCUUUCUACCCCAUGGCCCUCUCGUAGAGACGAGCCCUUUCGCUUCACUGAUGUUUCUUUCAUUAAGCAGUCCCAAAUCCACCCAAUCUCUAAUCCACCGCAGUUUUCUGAGCUAUCUAGCAUCCCUUUAGAAACCCAGUUCGCCAAUGUUGUAAUUGUUGAUGGUCAUUUUGUUAAUUCUGUUUCCAAUUUGACUGAAUUGCCGAAUGGGGUUUAUGUGGGUAGCUUUAUUGACCUUCCGUCUGAGAGUGUUGGGAAGAGGGUGUCUGAGUUCGUUGAUGGGAAGUUCGCGGGGGACUUGUUUUGGUCCAUUAAUGGCGUUGGAGCUCCAGAUUUGACUGUGGUGUAUGUUCCUGCUGGGUGUAAAGUAGAGAAUCCAAUCCAUUUUAGGUAUUAUUCUAUCAAUGGGGGCGAUGAGGGGUCGAAGGAAUUGGCUGUUUCGAAUCCCAGAGUAUUGGUUUUGGUGGAAAAUGGAGGGGAGAUUGAAAUCAUUGAGGAGUUUUUGAGUGGGGAUGGGGGUAAGUCCUAUUGGUCAAAUCCUGUUUUGGAGGUAGUCAUUGGAAGUGGAGGAAAGGUUAAACAUUCGUAUAUUCAGAAUCAGUCUUUAAAUGCUGCACAUAUCAAAUGGACUUCUGUUCAGCAGGAAUCGACCAGUGCCUACGAGCUUGUGGAGAUUAGCACUGGUGGAAGAUUGAGUCGACACAAUGUCCAUAUCCAGCAGUUGGGACCAGAGACUACAACAGAGUUAUCAACACUGCACUUAUCAAUUGGCAAUCAAACACAAGAUCUACACAGUAGCCUAGUACUUGACCAUCCAAGAGGAUAUUCUCGACAACUUCACAAAUGUAUUGUCGCUAAUCCCCAAGGACAAGCUGUAUUCGAUGGUAAUGUAAAAGUCAAUAGAUAUGCACAGCAAACGGAUGCAGGACAAUUAACAAGGAGUCUUCUGCUAGAACCUCGAGCGACUGUGAAUGUGAAACCUAAUCUUCAAAUCAUUGCUGAUGAUGUCAAGUGUUCACAUGGAGCUGCUAUAAGCGACUUGGAAGAAACCCAACUCUUCUAUUUCCAGGCUCGUGGCAUAGACUUAGAGACAGCAAGGAAGGCUCUAAUAUUUUCUUUCGGAGCCGAGGUGAUCGAACGUCUGCCUUCCCCAUCAGUUCGAAAGAGAGUUGAGAAUCAUAUAAAAGAAUUGUUGAACCCCACGCUAGAAAGAUCCUAACAUUGACCAUGGGGGAACUAAUGUAAGCCUUUUGAGAAUCAAAGCACUUUUAGCUUCAAGAAAGCGUUAUGAUGGGAAUUUCUCUUCCAAACCCCUAAUAAAGAGAGGGAAGUUUUGAAGUUGUGAGUGAUAUAUUGACCCAAUAAUUGUUGCAAUGUAUUUAUUGUAACUUAAACAUGUUUUUUUGGUUGUAAAAAAUCACAUGGCUGUUAAGAGAUCAGCUCCUCAAUAUCAUAUGCUUUCUUCAAAUC
This is a messenger RNA of Cucumis sativus (cucumber), 1890 nucleotides long. RefSeq names its product protein ABCI7, chloroplastic. Bases 149 to 1639 code for a protein of 496 amino acids. NCBI's taxonomy places the organism in Eukaryota, Viridiplantae, Streptophyta, Magnoliopsida, Cucurbitales, Cucurbitaceae. Gene Ontology annotation, biological process: iron-sulfur cluster assembly. The record is from RefSeq and is a predicted model, not a curated record. The transcript is spliced from 3 exons.